AUGCCGCAAGACCUGUUCAAGUGGGAGGAUGGCGGGACUCCCCUUUCACACGAGAAAUGCCGCACCGUCUGCUUGGGUAACCACGUCGAGUGGUGCCACCGAUACCACAGCUUGUUCAGAAUGAAUUGGAGCUCGCGAUGCAGUGCCUGCAAGACGACGGACGAUCAGCAUGAGAAACGCCAUAGAGAGAUUGCCGAGAUCCUGGCCAAGAUCAGGAAGUUCAAAGCUGAGGAGGAGGCAGCGGCGAUGGAGGUGCUGGCUUCCCCGACUGCACCAAAGACUCCUAGGACGCCGCUCACCGCGAAAGCACUCAAUUCUGUGAGUGGCUUCUUGGCCGAGACUCCAAAGACGACCAAGAAAGAGAGGAAAGCCGCAAAGAAGGCGGCCAAGGCUUUGGACCGUGAGAAGGUGGUGACAGCGCAGGACAUUGAGUUUGUCGCAAAGACGUUGCACCCGAAGUCUGAGGAAGAGAUGGUGGAGGACGUUGAGAUGGAGGAGCUCGGUGGAGAUCUGGACAUCAAGAUGAACUUGAAGUUCAACAACAGCACUUGCAACUCGAAGUCAGCCCGGCACGACUACAUCAUCCGGGACCGCGAGCGUAGCGACGUUGACGACGGCACGGUUAACAACUUGCUGGUCGCCAUGGACGUCGACCCUCAGGCCAAGGGAAAGGAAGGUGAGCUUGUCCGUGAGCUGGCUGAGGCGAUUAAGAACGAUCUCGUCCACUUCUACGAUGAGCUCAAGAUCGUGGCCAGGAACAAGGCAGGUUUCUGGCGUUGGGCACACAAGCGGGCGUAUCGUGAUUUGGUGGAGAAUGGCAAGGAGUGGGAUGCGAAGCAUGCAAAGGAUGCUGAGCACGCCAAAGAUGCUGAAGAUCGUGUCGCUCACCCAGAUGAGCGGCGUCCGUCUGAGCAAUCGAUCGACACCGAGGGAGAUGAUGAGACGCUGCCUUCUCGGAAGGGCAGUAUCGACUCUAGCACGCCGCCGUCGGUGGGCACUGCUUUGACUGUGCCGUCUACCAAAGGCUCCUCCAAGAAGAAGGACUUGAGUAUCAACAUCCCCAAGACGAAGACCGAGCCAGAAGACGACGAUGGAUGGGUGCAAGUGGGUAAGAAGGCCUUGAAGUCCCCUGCGACCGGCAAGCUCACCCUGUCGUCGAACGGUGGUCUGCAUCACCUGGCAGUCAAGCCAAAACAGACGGCCUGGUCAUUCUCGGAUUUGGAGUAG
Molecule: messenger RNA, 1227 nt
Organism: Zasmidium cellare ATCC 36951
Lineage: Eukaryota; Fungi; Ascomycota; Dothideomycetes; Mycosphaerellales; Mycosphaerellaceae
Exons: 2
Coding region: 1-1227 (408 amino acids)
Source: RefSeq, a predicted model, not a curated record